AUGGUUGAUCACUACGGGAACUAUCAUGUCAAUCAUGCGACAACAUCUGAGUCUUAAUUGGUUACUCUGCUGAUUUCGGACGGUCAGAAGAUGGAAACUUCUGGAGAUGGACUCAAGAGGUUCUUAUAAUUCUGGAUUGGUCUGAGCUCCUGGAUACUAUGUCUGAAUCGAUGGAGACUGCUUUUGUUUCAUAGCUGGAAUUCCGGUCUCUUCUUUGAUCCGAAACUCCGACGGGCUUCUUAAGAACCAAAAGCCGAGUUGGAAAGUGUAUACUGAAAUUGAAUUAGAAUGGUCUCUAAACUAUGCGCAGGCCAUUCUAAGGCUAAAACCGGCAUGCCAGGCAUUGUAAUAGGUGGAAAGCCGGUAUUUCCCAACCCUGUUCAUCCACCAUUCCUGAAGGGCUCGGGUUUAGGUUUUGGGAGGCUUGGGAGGAUGGGUAUUACAUUUAAAAUGCAACAAAAGGUUCUCUUUUUAUACUCCUAUUGUAAUUAAAACACCUUUUGACGCUAUAUAUACGCCAUAUUAAUGAUAUACUUCCUUUAACAUAUGUGGUCCAUUCUUUCUGUAUUAAAUGGUUGAUUAGUUUUUUCAGAAAAAAGAUUUCAAAUUGAAUUUGAUUAUUUAUUGUCGGAGUACCCUGUAUGUUUUUUAGAUUAUAGGCGCCCCAGCUGUUUCACUGAUCCAACUGUGAGUAACUUUAGUAUCCCGGCUAUGUUCUCAUAGCCUCUUUAAAUUGGACUGAGUACCUCCUCUCUGCUAUUGAGCAACUCCACCAUGGUUUUCUCUGCGUCUCCGUGGAUGUUGGAUUAUCAGAAAUCUAACAUAUCGUUCUCUCUUCAUCACAUCUGACAGAUCGUUGUAGGAUAUUUCCCCUAACAUGAAUAACAACAGCAGGAAUAUUUCUGAAUGUCGAUUUGCUCGUAAUAUAACAAAAUAUGAUAAAGUGGUCGAGUGACUGGGCAUCUCAGCCAAAAGGUUGGUAAUGCAAAAUUGAAUGAUAUUACCCUCUUACCAAAUUGUUUGCUUUUAGGCCCCUUCAGGGAGCAUCAGUGCAGUUUUCUUCUUCGAUGUUGUUUCAGAUACCGUUCUGCUUGAAGCUUUUUGUCGCUCACUUUGUUUGCCGAGUGCUUUCAAUGAUUGAUGCCUAAAAACUAUCGUCUUUCUUCCUAUCAUACUGCUGUGUACGAAGAGCGUAUCGGUUUUGUUUCAUGCUCAACAAAAUUAGUUGGGUAUUUAACUCUUCCUCAUACAAUGAAUACAAAGGAAAGACAUCCUUGAAGGCCAGAAAGAUGUUAGAGUUUCUCCACAAUAGCCUGUUUGCAACUUUCUCUCCCCCUUUGUGGAUUGUCUAUCUUUCGUAAAAGCCUCAUCUACUGGUUGACAAGUCAAGAAACCCGAGUAAUCAAAGCCAUGUUCUGAACUGGGUCAGUUCUUUUUGGUUUGGGUUCUGGUUCUGAUUCAGCUUGGGAAUCCGUGGCUUCCAUGUGUGACCGAUUUAUUAACGAAAUUAUAAAUAUUUUCCAGCACCCAGAAAAGGGGUGUCUGGUUUCAGCCUAGAAUCAGUCUGACAGUGAUCAUAAUAGAUGCUGUAGUAUCAUUUAUUUAUUUACCUUGGUGAGUUUCUUUCCCGUAUGCCUGGGUGCCUUACCAGCUAUUUGCCUGUGCUGUUGAUUAGUUCCUUGAGGUAAGUUUAUAUUUUAUGUCAUUACAGAAUCUCCAGAAUCCACUUCAUCAUUGCACACUGCCGUGCAAACAGCUACCCUCUUUUCUAUAUCACUGUCCUGCUGCUGCUCCAUCCAAUCUCAACUGUCCCCACGAAUAUCAUGUAGGACAAGCCACUGACUGAAUCUUUUCAUCUCUUUCAAGUAUCUACCUUUGAUGCCAACCAAUUAACUCCUCCAUUAUACUAGGGAUCUGCCAUAGACUGAUAAAUUCACAUGGAAACCUUUGCCAGACUCUGGGGAAAAUCAGAUUAUUUAGGGCGUAGUUAAUAUUGUUAGGCACAUGAUUGUGGUCGGCCAUGGUUAUUGUGAUCUGAGAGUUGGCCACUUUUAGAAUGGUCCAGUUGGGUCAAUUUCAUGAAACGAAUGCAUGGUCAACAAUGGGAUGUUACUUUCCAUGUAUGAUGGGACAUUCACUGUAGCUACUGCUGGUUAUUACAGUAACUGGGUCGGCUGCUUGAUUACUAACGGAGUUGUCAAAAUUGUGGAUGCAGCUCCGGGACUUCACCUCUUAUUUGAAGCAGAGGGAGUGCGCCGGAGUGAUCAAGCUCCCGGCAGGGGGUUCCAUGUGGGCGAGGCUGCUCUUCAUCCUCCCCAACUCUUCUGAGGCUUGCUCCCAGCUGUCGAUCCCGCCUCAUCCCUCCGAAUGCCUGAUCGCCUUGGUUCUGCCCAAGGAGGACGGGCCUUGA
Messenger RNA from Spirodela intermedia, 2410 nucleotides. The record is from the annotation of a GenBank genome assembly. Lineage: Eukaryota; Viridiplantae; Streptophyta; Magnoliopsida; Alismatales; Araceae.